Suncus etruscus (white-toothed pygmy shrew) is the source of this 423-nucleotide messenger RNA. Its product is annotated as POU domain, class 4, transcription factor 1-like. Bases 1 to 423 code for a protein of 140 amino acids. The record is from RefSeq and is a predicted model, not a curated record. The transcript is spliced from 4 exons. Lineage: Eukaryota; Metazoa; Chordata; Mammalia; Eulipotyphla; Soricidae.
AUGGGGCUUUUGAAUGCCGAGAAUGUCCUUCGGGCUCAGCACAGAGAUAUUUGGCAUGGGGUAACUGUCAAUAUUUGUCCGACACUGGGAAAGCAUGAACACAGGGCAUUUUCCCAGAAAGGGAAGGAGGGUGGUUCGUUUCUGAGAAAUAUGAACCUGAACUGCAAAUGCCUGUUAACAGGUGUGCCUGGCACCUCCGAAUGCAGUCGUGGCUGGCAGGGUUCAAGCCAGCAUGAGAAGGGAGGCAGAAAGAAAAUCAAGGAUUGCAACAGGGCUGACCCGAGCCGAGGAGGAGGAGGAGAGGGAGGUACAAGAGGAGGGGGAGGAGGAGGACGAAGAGGAGGAGGAGGAGGAGGAGCAGCAGCAGCAGCAGGAGGAGGAGGAAAACCAGGAGUAGAAGGACCUUCCCGCUUCCUCGCCUAG